AGAUGACGCUUCAAAUGACAGCGUCAUUUCAUGCGGGACAGUCGCAGGCUGCCGCUCAUUUUGUCUGCAUUGUCACAUUUCAGUAAAGUGGAAUCAAAUCAACAUUCUCCCAUUAUUUUGCAAAGCUAUUGACCUGUUUAAACAUGCCGACUAUUAAAUUGCAAUCCUCCGACGGAGAGAACUUUGAGGUUGACGUCGAGAUUGCCAAGUGCUCUGUCACCAUUAAAACCAUGCUGGAAGAUCUUGGAAUGGAUGAGGAUGAAGAUGAGGCAGUUCCAUUGCCAAAUGUUAACUCCGCCAUCCUCAAGAAGGUCAUCCAGUGGGCUACAUACCACAAGGAUGACCCACCACCACCAGAGGAUGAUGAGAACAAAGAAAAACGCACUGAUGACAUCUCCUCCUGGGAUGCUGACUUUCUUAAAGUUGACCAGGGCACACUUUUUGAGCUCAUCUUAGCUGCUAACUAUUUGGACAUCAAGGGCUUACUUGAUGUGACUUGCAAAACUGUUGCUAAUAUGAUUAAAGGCAAGACCCCAGAAGAGAUUAGGAAAACUUUCAAUAUCAAGAACGAUUUCACUGCCUCCGAAGAGGAGCAGGUGAAGAAGGAGAAUGAAUGGUGUGAGGAGAAAUAGAUCAAAUUAUACACGUUUUUAUUUUCUAUUUUAAUACUGUGUAUUAUGGAUGUGACAGUGUGGUAGGCUUUUAUUUUAUUUUUCAUUAGGUGAUUGAGUAUUGAAUAAAUUUACACUGGAAAUUAUUGUAAAUUCAAAGCAGCCGUCAAGAUUUUACAUAUUUUAUUUGAGCCUAAUUAAUAUUUCUUUUUUGUCGAUUUUAGUCAAGUUCAAUCAAUAUAAUAAUAAAUACAGCUAGUCCCAGGCUAGUUUGACUAAAAAUAA
Messenger RNA from Dalotia coriaria, 896 nucleotides. Its product is annotated as S-phase kinase-associated protein 1. Bases 144 to 632 code for a protein of 162 amino acids. The transcript has 2 exons. Gene Ontology annotation, biological process: SCF-dependent proteasomal ubiquitin-dependent protein catabolic process. Gene Ontology annotation, molecular function: cullin family protein binding. Gene Ontology annotation, cellular component: cytoplasm; nucleus. Lineage: Eukaryota; Metazoa; Arthropoda; Insecta; Coleoptera; Staphylinidae. The record is from RefSeq and is a predicted model, not a curated record.